AUGGACGCAUUCACGAGGCGUGGCUCAUUUCAGUGCGUCCACAGUGACGAUUUGUUCGAGACCUACCUGAACCCUCACCCACUGGAUCAACUAUCAGGUGACAUGUGUACGUCGUUGCCUAGCAUGGGCUCACUGCCCACCACGCGGCCGGUCACCACGCAGACGCUGCCGCUUUGGCAGGAAGACCACCUUAUUUUGCAGUCGAGCGUCAGCGAGUCAUGGAAGACUCUUGACGAGUUCGACCUCCCGCGCGAGCGUCGGCGGGCAGAAGACACAAGCAGCCACCCAUCGGAACGCGCGCAGGAUUCAGCCUGGUUGGGCCCUGGCGGCGCCCCCUCGGCGACCUACGCGCAGCUGUCAUCUCAGCCUGGAGGCGUUCCGCUGCUCCACGGCCAGCCGCUGCCGCGCAGGCAGGAAGGCCACCCCACUCUGCAGCCGAGCGGCCGCGAGCCCUGGAAGGCCGCCGGCGAGCUCGACCGCCCCCGCGCGGGCCCGGCGCCUGCAGCACGAGCAGCUGCUGGCCGAGGUGCAGCAGGAGAGGCUCGGGAGGUCAGGCGGAGUAUCCGCGAGCAGACGGCCCUCCUGGAGGAGCUCGAGCUUCCGCAGGGCGAGCGCGUUGACAGCGUGCCAGCAGCUGCCGGGGAGGCAGCGCCCGCCGCCCCGGGCGUUCCAGGAGCCACCACGCUCAUGAUCAGCAACAUCCCCAUGGCGAUGUCGCAGAGUGACCUGCUGGACCUCAUCGACAAGACCGGCUUCGCGAGCCGCUACGACUACGCCUACAUGCCGGCGACUUUCGAAACUGGGACCACCAAGGGGAUCGCGUUUGUAAAUUUUGCCACCUCGAGCGACGCCCGCGAGUUCUCCAUCUUGUGGCACAAAUCGCGGCUGACUGGAGUUGAUGGCGCUGGAACCAAAGGGUCCGUGAUCGAGGUCAGUGCGUCGGCGACGCAGGGUUAUUCGGAGAACGCCAGGAUGUGGAAGGCGAGCCGGCUGCGCCGCAUUAAGAAUCCCAGGUUCCACCCCUUCAUCGCCCUGAGGCCAGCUGAUCAUUGA
Messenger RNA from Prorocentrum cordatum, 1053 nucleotides. Lineage: Eukaryota; Dinophyceae; Prorocentrales; Prorocentraceae. The record is from the annotation of a GenBank genome assembly.